GGGCCGGGCAGGGCGGCGCUGCGCACCGGCAGGCGCGAGGGCCGUGCCGCCGUGUCUGUGUCCCGGUGCCCAGCGGCGGAGGCGCCGGGGCCUUGCCGUCGGGAUCCCGGCAUGAGCCGCGCCUGGCAGGCUCUCCGUGCUCUGCGGCUGCGGCUCGUGGGGCCUGCCAAGGAGCUGGUGGGCACCGACCAGUUUGGCAACAAGUACUACCGGGUGCCCAAGCACGAGAGCCGCGCAGGGCAGACUAUACCAGAAAGAAGAUUUGUAGAAACAGUAAAUCAUGAAGCAUAUAAUUAUCAAAUUGGUGACUUUCCAGCAGAAUGGGAAGCAUGGAUAAGAAAAAAAAGAGAAGAUCCACCCACCAUUGAGGAGAUUCUUAGGAAUGAAAAUUACAGAGAAGAAAUGAAGCAGAAAGUCAAGGAUGUAUCUGAAAAGGAUAAGCUGCUUCAGGCCAAGGAGUAUGAGGAAGGACUUGUUGCUGAACCAAGUCAUACUCAGGUUAAAGGCCAUGCAUCUGCCCCUUAUUAUGGAAAGAAGGAGCCCUCACAAGACCCCACAAGCACUGCAAAUACCUUCCAGCCAGGUGCCUGGAUGCCACCAGGCAGUGGGAGUGGUCAAAAUAAAUAAGCAAUUUAACAGACAGAUGUUGUUAAUGGAUAAAUAUGGUAACAGACGACAUACACAGUUGUUAUAUACAAUAGUAAAAUAAAGCAGUAUUAUAAAGCAGUUUCAGUUACUUUUGCAGAACUAUUCAAAUAGGCUUAAUCACAACAAAGUAUUUGGUUUAGUGAAAAACAGGAUGUGUUUCUAAGUUUGGUUAUGACAGUUGCUGUUCAUCAGUUACUCUUGAAUUCAUAGUUAAAAGACUGUCUAAAUUUCCUUAAAUUCUAAAUUAUUUUUUUUCCUUAAAGACUAAUUUAGUUCUAAAACUGUUCUUGAGGUGAGAAUUGUAGUCAGUACACUUAUAUUUUCCCAAACCUUGGCCAAGAUCUCUCUUCAGAAUAAAUCCCUUGGCAGUGCCUGCGUGCUUUCUGCUGGCAAGCAGACGGAAAAGUUGAUUAACAGGAAUCACUAUGACACUACACUGAUUACACACUGUACUCAUAGCAGAGACAUUCUAGUAACUUACAACAGUCAACAUAUUUGAAUGUUUGAUUUGCAGACAGCAAUUUUCACAGGGUAAAAUCAAGUUAAGCUACAUAAAACUGCUAUCAUGGAAGCUAGAAGUACUUGAUAAAGCUGCUGGAAAAUAGCACUAGGUCUGGGACAAGGGACUGUCCUGAAUAUUUAACUAAAUAAAUUGGUUUUUAUUCCUGGUAUAUCCGUGGACUUCCCUGGAUGUUUAGAUAAUUUUGGCCAUAGUUUAGAGACAUAAAAUGUGCAGAUGAUUUGCUUAGAGACGUUUGAGAACUUCAAAUAAAAACAGAGACCA
Parus major (Great Tit) is the source of this 1432-nucleotide messenger RNA. RefSeq names its product NADH:ubiquinone oxidoreductase complex assembly factor 2 (gene NDUFAF2). The record is from RefSeq and is a predicted model, not a curated record. The transcript has 4 exons. Gene Ontology annotation, cellular component: membrane. Bases 112 to 627 code for a protein of 171 amino acids. Gene Ontology annotation, biological process: mitochondrial respiratory chain complex I assembly. Lineage: Eukaryota; Metazoa; Chordata; Aves; Passeriformes; Paridae.